AUGUGAUUUUGGAACCCGGAAUAACAAUAACAACUCCUACUGGUCUUCUCUCAGGAACGGGACUCGAGCUUCACGAAGGACCCGUUUUCUACAAAGCCGUAAUGAAGUCGGCUCUGCUUCACGUAUCGGCGCCGUUUGUGCUUUGCGUCGCCUUGGCGAACACCAGCUUGUUCGCCAAUGUGGAGGUGGACUUGUCUUAUGACCAUUAUGCGGAGAAAAGGGUUGAUCACAUGCCCGGUUUCCUGGCGAUGCCCUGUAACUGUCUGGUUAACCUGGCCUACAUCUGCAUGGGACUGUAUUGGCUACGGUGGCAGGGAGGCAUCAGCGAAACGGAGCGGAGCCGGUAUAUGAGACAAGUUUUCGCUUUCAUGGCUGUCUUUUACGGACCCGUACAGUGGACGCGCUUGGCAGUGCUACGGCGCGCUCCCGCCGUGCUCGACCAGUGGUUCACAUUACCGAUCUUCGCGUGGGUCCCGGUGUGGAUCCGCUAUAUAGAGCAGGGACCGGCGAAGUGGCGCGUGUCGGACGCGGCAGCGCUGGAACUGUUCUCUAUCCUCAGCUACGGUCUGGCGCUGGCGCACGAGCGGGGCUUCGAAAUGGCGUUGGGCUGUCACGUCGCCCUUGCGGCGUACAAGGGAGUUCGCGUGCAGCUGGGGCACGGGGACAGCCGCACGCGCGGAUAUAUGCUGCUGGCGUUGCUGUCCUGUGCGGGGUUCGUGGUGCUAAAGCUGCUGGAUCACUGGCUCGCUCGCCAGUCGCUCUUCCAACGGCUCACCGGACACUUUUGGUCCAAAGUGUGCGACGUGCUGCAGUUCCACUUCAGCUUCUGUUUCCUGACCACGCUGACAGAGAGGGUGCAGGGAAAAACCGCCUCACAGCGGGAGUGAGGACGCUCUGAUCGGCUUAUGUAACUGGGCUAUUCAACAUUAAACAACUGGCUUUGAUUGGACUCUGAAUUAGAUUUGGAAUCACAAAAACCGAUACAGCCCACAGUGGACUGUAAUAAUGGACAGGAUAAAAACCCUUCCACAGUGGGCUCACCCAGUCAUGAUGUCCACCCAGCCCGCCAGUCAAGCUUUAAUGAAAGUUAUGACUCAUAAUACAAAUAGUGCAUUUCCUAAAAUCUUAAGUACCCAACUCUCCAUUUUCCAUAAUAAAACCUUUUUACACCUCCUUUUUAAAAGCAAGUCCAGAUUCAGAGUGUCUGACACCCUCUGUUAAGCGCCCCGACAUGACCUGUGCGAUGUAACCCUUAAUGAAGGAAAUUUCUUUACAAUGUGAUAAAUGUACAUGACAAAGACAUGCAACUUCAAACUCAUGUCUCGCAAAUGAAAUGUAAUCACAUGAAAUUCAGAUUUUACACAUAUCAAUGCUUUUUUAUAUGUGAUUCAUUCAAAACAGGCACAUGUGGUCUUUGUAAAUUUCACAUGUGAAAACAUGAAUGUCAAAUGCUAUUUCUGUAAGGGUAAAUUUGGCAUUUUUAGGUAACAAAAAUAAACAAGGGAUUUGAUAUUUUCAAUCAGAUGUUUUUGUGGAGGUGGUUGUGGAACAGCAUCUAGACCUUCGUGUUGUGGGGAAAAAUGACUGAAUAAAUAAAGUGCACUAAGGGGACUUCAA
Messenger RNA from Micropterus salmoides (largemouth bass), 1617 nucleotides. Its product is annotated as transmembrane protein 187-like. Bases 102 to 887 code for a protein of 261 amino acids. The transcript has a single exon. The record is from RefSeq and is a predicted model, not a curated record. Gene Ontology annotation, cellular component: transport vesicle. NCBI's taxonomy places the organism in Eukaryota, Metazoa, Chordata, Actinopteri, Centrarchiformes, Centrarchidae.